Molecule: messenger RNA, 2676 nt
Organism: Nerophis lumbriciformis (worm pipefish)
Lineage: Eukaryota; Metazoa; Chordata; Actinopteri; Syngnathiformes; Syngnathidae
Gene: cdk16
Product: cyclin dependent kinase 16
Biological process (GO): neuron projection development; exocytosis; protein phosphorylation
Cellular component (GO): cytoplasm; nucleus; synaptic vesicle
Molecular function (GO): cyclin-dependent protein serine/threonine kinase activity; ATP binding
Source: RefSeq, a predicted model, not a curated record
AGAUGCGCGAGGGGGCGUGUUGUGACGCCACGGAUGUGCGGAAAAGCAACAUGGCGGCGGAUUACUGGGAGCGAGAAGAAUCCUCCACGCCAACACGCUGAACCGAGCCAAAGAUAAGCCAGGUGACACCGGGGCUAAGCCUCUCGGUGUGCUUUCCACACUGGCUGCCCCGCCCCCCUCAGCUUCGCGCCCCCCCCUCAUGGAGAGGAUGAGGAAGAUCAAGCGUCAACUCUCUCUCACCCUGGGGAGGGGAGGGGCUGGGGGAGGAGACAGGACGCUGAGCGACCACCAGGAAGUGACGUCACACAGCGAUUCAGAGGCAGGCGGCCAUCGCCCUUCAACAGGGGGAGUCAAAAUCCGAGGGUCGUCUUCAUCCGUUCAGUCUCUCCUCCAGUCAUACGGUCGCAGACCUCGCGGUCUGGGACGCAGUCUGAGCUCGUACUUGAACCACAGCAGCCGACUAGAGAUCGUCCACGAGGACGUCAAGAUGAGCUCCGACGGCGAAAACGAGCCCACGUCCUCCUCGGACGACGUCCAAAGUCCAGUUCGAGUGAGAAUGAGGACCAAGAAGAUCUCCAGCGAGGACAUCAACAAACGCUUGUCCUUGCCGGCGGACAUCCGUCUUCCAGACGGUUAUCUGGAGAAGUGCAAUGUGAUUGGCCCAGCUCUGUUUGAACAGCCAAUCAGCCGGCGGCUGCGCAGAGUGUCCCUGUCAGAGAUCGGCUUCGGCAAACUGGAGACGUACGUCAAACUGGACAAGCUGGGAGAGGGUACCUACGCCACGGUGUACAAAGGGCGCAGCAAGCUGACAGACAACUUGGUGGCUUUGAAGGAAAUCCGUCUGGAGCAUGAAGAAGGAGCUCCGUGUACGGCCAUCAGAGAAGUGUCUCUGCUGAAGGACCUGAAACAUGCCAACAUCGUGACGCUUCAUGACAUCAUCCACACACAGAAGUCCCUCACACUGGUGUUUGAGUAUCUGGACAAAGAUUUAAAACAGUACCUGGACGACUGUGGCAAUGUCAUCCAUGUGCACAACGUCAAACUUUUCCUCUUCCAGCUACUGCGAGGCUUGUCCUACUGCCAUCGCAGGAAAGUUCUCCAUCGAGACCUCAAGCCCCAAAACCUGCUCAUCAACGAGCGGGGAGAGCUCAAACUCGCCGAUUUUGGUCUGGCCCGGGCCAAGUCGAUCCCGACCAAGACGUACUCUAACGAGGUGGUGACACUUUGGUACCGCCCACCAGACAUCCUACUCGGCAGCACUGAUUACUCCACACACAUCGACAUGUGGGGUGUGGGCUGUAUUUUGUACGAGAUGACAACAGGUCGGCCAUUGUUUCCUGGUUCCACAGUGGAGGAGGAGCUGCACUUCAUCUUCAAGUUGUUGGGAACGCCAACUGAAGAGAGCUGGCCUGGAAUCAGUUCCAAUGAAGAAUUUGUGGCCACCAAUUAUCCUCAGUACCCCCCCGAGAACCUGAGCGAUCACACACCCAGGCUCAGCAGUGACGGCGUCCAGCUGUUGUCGAAGUUCCUGAAGUUUGUAGGAAAGAGGAGGACUUCAGCCGACGAGGCCAUGAGCCAUUGUUACUUCAACAACCUUGGAAGCAGAGUGCGCACACUUUCCGACACCACUUCAAUCUUCACUCUGCCCGAAAUUCAACUGGAACCGGAAAAGCUGAAAGCAGCCGAUCCAGUCAACAGUCUGAGCAGGAGGCGGAGUCUUCUCUUCUGACGUCAUCACCGUCAAGUGUCCAAGUGGCAGAUGUUUGCAUGCAGACGCAAUAGUCAACUUAUGACCAAUAAGAGGACAGGACAUUGUUUCCGUGGCAACAGGUCUUCCAUUUUUAUGAACAUCACAUCUGCUCUGAGGUCAGUUUAGUGUUCUUGUCAUCAAUGACAUCACGUCAAAGGGAACGAUCGCGCCCAAAUGUGAAGAAUUCUCCUGGAAGCCAUGUUUGUGCACGUGACUGUAGAGCAACGUUUAUGUUUAUGACUGUAAAUAAUCACAUGAUACACGUGCGCAGUUUAUUAGGGACGCCUUUGUGUCGUCACGGCAACUAACAGGCCGAAGGUGUCCCUAAUAAACCGGCUGAAAGAAAUCUGGUGAGCGAUUGCACAAGUCAUCUGCGUCUCUGAAACGGUCCAAUCAGCUUGCAGAAUGUCCCGACACUCCCGCGCCAGAUGGUGGUGUUCAUUGUUUGUACUUUUACGUGAUUAUUUAUAUGACUUUGAAGCUUCAGGAAGUCACUCACGUCCAAUCGGUGCUGAAGUCAUUUCAAGCUACGAAAGAAAGUAGUCGAUUUUAUUGUUAGUGACGUGACGUGGGCGGAGCCAACUUUUCAUCAUGUGACUGUUGAAUGUAGUGACAUUGGCUGAGUUUACAUUUUUUAUUUGCUGUGGAGAAAAGCGGAGAAAACAGAAUUCGUGCCUGGCGACCGUUUUGCUUUUCCUUCAUCCUCACAAGAAGGGAAAGGUUUUAUUUUGAAUAAUGUGGAACGUGACGCCGCGUGUUGUUCCUCAAUUCUGUUUUCUCUGCUGCUUCUGUAAAUGACACCAAAGUUCUCUGCAAUAUAGCGCAAUGCAUGAUGAGAUUCUUCGUUAUUCUUCCUGCGUCUUCUCGUGUAGUACUCGCAAUAUAUUUACACCACCAAAUAUUAAAAAGUUUGUAUUUAUUCUCAA